Sinocyclocheilus grahami is the source of this 4059-nucleotide messenger RNA. RefSeq names its product adhesion G protein-coupled receptor A3-like. Gene Ontology annotation, biological process: G protein-coupled receptor signaling pathway; cell surface receptor signaling pathway. Lineage: Eukaryota; Metazoa; Chordata; Actinopteri; Cypriniformes; Cyprinidae. Gene Ontology annotation, molecular function: G protein-coupled receptor activity; protein binding. The coding region runs from base 1 to 4059 and encodes 1352 amino acids. The transcript is spliced from 18 exons. The record is from RefSeq and is a predicted model, not a curated record. Gene Ontology annotation, cellular component: plasma membrane; glutamatergic synapse; postsynaptic density.
AUGCCUUCGGCCUGCCUGUCUACGUCCCCUUCAGACAGCAAAGAGGAUGACGUAUUCAGCAGGUGCCCUUUUAUACUUCCGGGCAUCCCACCUAUGACAUCAUGGGCCAGGGAUCUUUCCAACAACAGGAUUGGCUGUUUCUCUGCUGAUAUGUUUCUUGAUCUCAGCCGUCUCUCCAAACUGAAUUUGUCUGGGAAUAUAUUUUCCACUCUGCAGGAGGGUUUGUUCACACACGCCCCGUCUCUUAGAGCGCUGCACGUGGGCACAGACUAUCUGUUCUGUGAUUGUCAGCUGCGCUGGUUGUUGUCGUGGAUCAGAUCUCAGGCGGUGCGUGUGGGGAAUGAAUCCGUAUGCAUGUAUCCGGCUCGUCUUCAUGGACUGGAGCUGCGCAGUCUUCAGGAGCAGCAGUUCACCUGCGACGGCCCCCUGGAGCUCCCCGUCUCGCAGCUCAUCCCGACCCAGAGGCAGCUGGUGUUUCGCGGGGACCGUCUGCCGCUUCAGUGCACCGCCUCAUACCUCGACCCAUCUGUCAGACUGUCCUGGAGCCACGAGCAGCGUCCCGUCCACACGCUGGAGGACAGAGGGCUGUACGUGGAGGACAGCAUCAUUCACGACUGCUGCCUCAUUACCAGCGAGCUCAUCCUGUCCAACAUCGAUGCCGGCGUUUCCGGAAAUUGGCAGUGUCACGUGACCAGUUCCCGUGGCAACAGCUCAAUCGGCAUGGAGAUCGUGGUGCUGGAGACGACGGCGCUGUACUGCGCAGCCGAGAGGGUCAGUAGCAACAAGGGCGACUUCAGGUGGCCGAAGACAUUGGCUGGUUUCAUGGCCUUCCUGCCAUGUGCCGUGUCCAGCUCUAGCUCCGCCCCUCAGGAGAAGAGGGUGUGGUCCCGCUCUGACUCCACCCCUCAGGAGAAGAGGGCGUGGUCCCGCUCUGACUCCACCCCUCAGGAGAAAAGGGCGUGGCGCAGGUGCGACCGCAUGGGCCGCUGGGCGGAGCACGACUAUAACCAGUGCUCAUACGUGAGCCAGUUCACCCGCAGCCUGCAUGAGCUCACACAGGUGUGUACCUUCAUCAUCAUCAUCAGCAUCAGCAUCAGCAGCAGCAGAAGUGAGUGUUUUAUUGCAGUCUCAGACCGGUGUUAUCCUGCUUGGUCCCGCUCUGACUCCACCCCUCAGGAGAAGAGGGCGUGGUCCCGCUCUGACUCCACCCCUCAGGAGAAGAGGGCGUGGUCCCGCUCUGACUCCACCCCUCAGGAGAAGAGGGCGUGGUCCCGCUCUGACUCCACCCCUCAGGAGAAGAGGGCGUGGUCCCGCUCUGACUCCACCCCUCAGGAGAAGAGGGCGUGGUCCCGCUCUGACUCCACCCCUCAGGAGAAAAGGGCGUGGCGCAGGUGCGACCGCAUGGGCCGCUGGGCGGAGCACGACUAUAACCAGUGCUCAUACGUGAGCCAGUUCACCCGCAGCCUGCAUGAGCUCACACAGAUGUCGGUGAACGUCUCCAGCGCUCUGGCGUUGGCGCAGCAGCUCUCAUCUCUCACCAGCAGGGCGGCGCUGUUUGGAGACAUGAUGGAUGUGAUAUUUGUCACUCAUCUGGUAGAAAGACUCACACGCCUGCUGGAUCAUGUGAGAGAGGAACAUGUUCUCUGGAUGGCUCAGAACGAGGCUCGAGCGUGUUCACGGAUCGUCCAGUGUGUGGAGCGGAUCGCAGACCUCGCGCUCAGCGCAAACACCACCCGCAUCUCAAAGGUUUCGGCUAACAUCGCUCUGGAGGCGCUGGCGCUGCGGCCUGACGCUCUCAUGGGUUUAUUGUGUACGGUGAUGCAGCGGGCUCCUCUGCUGCGCCCGGUGGCCAAUGCGGGUCACAGCGGCGCCGCAUCCGAGCACAACACCCUCCUCAACUUCACAUGCCACACGGUUAACAUCUCCGGGUCACCCAUGGGUCAGCUCAACCAGGAGUGUGGUUUUGAUGGGCUGAAGCUCCUGAAGGUGUUAAUGACAUCUGCGGCUCUGUCUGGACGUCCAGCUAACACGGUGGCCAUCGCCUCCAUACAUUUCCCGCUGGCUACCCCUCGGUCUGGGGAGAACUGCACCUGUAAGCUGCAGCUGAUCGUCUUCCGCAAUGGAAAACUCUUUCCGUGCACGGGGAAUUCGUCAAAUCUUGCGGACGAUGGCAAGCGCAGAAGCGUUUCGACACCAGUUGCGUUCACCAAAUUAGAUGGGUGUAGCCCCGGGAGCCCCGUGCAGCCGGUUACCGUCGCUCUCCGGCACUUCUCGUUGGGUGUAGACCCCACCGCGGCAUACUGGGAUUUUGACCUGCUGGAUGGACACGGCGGCUGGCGCGCGGAAGGCUGCCACAUAACGGGCUCCGCGCACAACACGACCACCAUCCACUGCGCGCACCACAACAACCUCGCCGUGCUCAUGGAUCUGAAGAAGGUGCUGUCGUUCCCUCCGUAUCCGGGAGAGUUCCUGCAUCCGGUGGUGUACGCCUGCACAGCCGUCAUGCUGCUCUGCCUGUUUGCCUCCAUCAUCACCUACAUAGUCGGUAUCGUCUUGCAUUACUCAUCUCUGUCCACGAUGCUCUGGUUGGGUGUCACGGCACGAAACAUCUACAAACAAGUGUCCAAAAAACCGCAGCAAGCGCAGAACGCAGACCACGCGCCGCCUCACCCCGCCAGAUCACCCAUGCUGAGGUUUUAUUUAGUGAGCGCAGGAGUUCCCUUCAUCAUCUGCGGCAUCACAGCAGCCAUCAACAUCGAGAACUACGGCAGCGGAGAGCAGACGCCAUUCUGUUGGAUGGCGUGGGAGCCGAGUCUGGGGGCCUUCUACGGCCCCGUGGGCUUCAUCGUCCUGGUGACCUGUGUCUACUUCUUGUGCACCUUCAUCCAGCUGCACAAACACCCCGAGCGGAAAUACGAGCUGAAGGCGGUGAGCGAGGAGCAGCAGCGGCUCUCCGACCUCCACCAGGGGGAGCCGGCGAGCGGUCAGUGUCACGGCGGCUGCCCGGGUCUCAUCAACCCGUCCACGCUGGCCAACGAACACUCGUUUAAAGCCCAGCUGCGGACGGCGGCGUUCACGCUGUUUUUAUUCGCAGCCACGUGGACGUUCGGCGCACUGGCCGUAUCGCAGGGUCACUUUCUGGAUAUGAUUUUCAGCUGCUUGUACGGGGCGUUUUCCGUCACGCUGGGGUUGUUCGUUUUGAUUCACCACUGCGCGAAACGCGAUGAUGUCUGGCACUGCUGGUGCGCUUGCUGCCCCGGGCGACGCCCCUCCAACGCAUGCCACGCCCACGGCCACGCCCACAAAGUCAACAUAAACGGCGACGCCCACUCCCACUGCCAUCUGGAUGCCGGGAAACCCGCUUACUGCGCGUGUCGCACCGUCGCGCAGAAUCACGUGACCUGCCUGACACCGGUUUCGCCAUGUUGCGCCGCUCUGCACACGCAGCAGCUCCUAGAGGACGAAACCAGCGCACACGUGCUCCUCCACGCCGACCCUGAGGGAUACCGGCCCGCCGUGCGCUUGCACCGCUGCUCCAAGCCCGUCAGGACUAAAACGAGGCGGCAACGUGAACUAGCGUUCCGUAUUCCCUCUGGCGCCGACGGCGCUAGUGCGCACAGCUCGCGCGCAAACAGCCCACACACCCACGUCUGCCACCUGGCUCACGAAGGGCAUCACAUUUGCCCUCACGAGGCACUCACACUCUGCCACCACCACCAUACAAUCUGUUGGAUGGCGUGGGAGCCGAGUCUGGGGGCCUUCUACGGCCCCGUGGGCUUCAUCGUCCUGGUGACCUGCGUCUACUUCUUGUGCACCUUCAUCCAGCUGCACAAACACCCCGAGCGGAAAUACGAGCUGAAGGCGGUGAGCGAGGAGCAGCAGCGGCUCUCCGACCUCCACCAGGGGGAGCCGGCGAGCGGUCAGUGUCACGGCGGCUGCCCGGGUCUCAUCAACCCGUCCACGCUGGCCAACGAACACUCGUUUAAAGCCCAGCUGCGGACGGCGGCGUUCACGCUGUUUUUAUUCGCAGCCACGUGGACGUUCGGCAUUUUAUUUUAG